CAUUAUCAAUUCUUAUCAGGUUUCCAUGUUCUCGUACACACGUACUAAAGCGUUUGCCGCUGAGAUGUCGCUUUUGUGUUGUUUGUCAGUCAUACCACUAAUCGUUUCUGACAAAAAGUAACAAAUAUCGUGUCGUUUUUCUCGUACCGUUUUUGUUUAAUGAAAUAUUGAGUAUAUUUUUACUAAGCGCGACGUGUAUUGAAUCAUUUAGUAAAUCGACCUUAGGUGGAAAAGUGAAACAAGAAUCGUAUGCGAGUGUACUUUGACAAGUGAAUCAAGAACUAAACUUAAUGAGCUUUGCAAUUCACUUUUGACGCAAGAAAAAAAAAUGAAUAUUUUUGUUGUAUUUAUGAAACAUCGAACUGCCAGUCUCACGGCGGUAACAGGAACGAGAUGUUUCUCAAAAAUUGGAUUUGUCGGAUUGGGAAAUAUGGGCGCGCACAUGGCGAAAAACUUGUUAAAAAAGGGCUACAAUCUUACUGUGUAUGAUGUGAACAGAUCGGCGGUGACAAAUUUAGUAGAGGCGGGUGCGAAUGGUGCAUCAAGUGUGGCUGAAAUGUCGGGAGAAGCUGAAGUCGUAAUGUCGAUGUUACCUUCAAACGAACACGUUCUCGACGUUUACAUCGGAGAAAACGGUGUGCUCAGUACAGCAAGAAAGAAUGUUUUAUUGAUCGAUAGCAGUACUGUGGAUCCGUCAGUGUCUCAAUCGAUAGCAUCGCAGGCUCGAAAAUGUAACUUGAAAUUUAUUGACAGUCCAGUAUCGGGAGGUGUAAAUGCGGCUAGAGAUGGUACUUUGACGUUUAUGGUAGGUGGCACAGCAACGGAUUUCGAAGCUGCAAAAUUUAUACUCGAAUCUCUCGGUUCUAGAAUAAUUCAUUGCGGUGAUGUAGGCAUGGGUCAAGCCGCUAAAUUGUGUAAUAAUAUGUUGUUAGCCAUCAGUAUGAUUGGCACAGCCGAAGCAUUUAAUCUCGGACAAAGACUGGGCUUGGACGCUAAAAUAUUAGCUGACAUUAUAAAUUCCAGCUCGGGCAAGUGCUGGUCAUCCGAUCUCUACAAUCCGGUUCCAGGAAUUCUGCCAAACGUUCCCAGUUCAAAAAAUUAUGAAGGUGGUUUUGGUACAACGUUAAUGGCCAAAGAUCUGGGAUUAGCGCAAUCUGCAGCAUUCAGAACACAAACUCCGAUUCCUCUUGGUUCUCUGGCACAUCAAAUUUACAGAGCAGUUAUUGCACAAGGAUUCUCGAAUAAGGAUUUCAGCGUAAUUUAUCAGUUUCUUAAAGGAAAACAAUGAGGAAAGUUAAUUUUUAUAUUAAUCUUGGGUUAUUAGGUUAUUUUUAUAACCUCAGGUUAUUUUUUAUAUAAAUUAGAUAAAUGUGUAUUUCUA
Messenger RNA from Pseudomyrmex gracilis, 1381 nucleotides. RefSeq names its product 3-hydroxyisobutyrate dehydrogenase, mitochondrial. Bases 329 to 1288 code for a protein of 319 amino acids. Gene Ontology annotation, cellular component: mitochondrion. Lineage: Eukaryota; Metazoa; Arthropoda; Insecta; Hymenoptera; Formicidae. The record is from RefSeq and is a predicted model, not a curated record. The transcript is spliced from 7 exons. Gene Ontology annotation, molecular function: NADP binding; NAD binding; 3-hydroxyisobutyrate dehydrogenase activity. Gene Ontology annotation, biological process: L-valine catabolic process.